CCCGCCGCCUACCUGAUUCGCUAUGAAGUUUGGGCCGGGCGGUGACCCGUAGUUGGUACGCAGUUGUCAUGGCGCCGGUUUCAACUGCUUUGUAGUGGGGGGGAAUGGAAGUCUGCACCGAGAGGUUUACGUGACGUUGGCAAUGUACGAUGGGAAGGGGUGCGGGAGUGUAGUGCAGCCGGGGGAAGGGGCCUGACCAUAGAGUAUUAUCAGCCAUGGCUCUGGAGCGGCUGCCGAGUGCAUCAGCCAAGGGGACACAGCUUAGAUUUAAUUUGGAUGUGGUAACGCACCCAACGAAUUUAGCCGCCCAGUACGCAGGCCCCAAUCCCAUCGUAAUAGAGAAGAUCUUAAGAGCCCAGAAUAAACACGCAGACCAUUCAGCCGCUGAAGAUUUGCUCCGAAACUCCUGUUCAUCUGUAUCGUUCAGCAUCGUCUCGGAGGAGCGGCUGAAUCUUGCCGUCCAGCUUGCAAAGCGAGAUGUGAAAAGAAGUAACUUAAGGGGGAAGAUCGGCUCCAAAGCUCAACCUCAGCCCAAACCAGGGGCGGUGUCCAGCAGUCCUGACAGGAGGAGGCUGCCGAGGGCCAACGCUCCGGGAAAACCUGAGGUCACCAGAUCGGGGGCCAGAGUCUACGUGUAUACCCCAGAUCGAAACAGGAUGGACAUGGGGGUCUCAGACUCGCCACCUACACGAGAUCCUGGUCCUGGAGGAAGCCCGAAAAAAGGAAUGGACCCCAGUGAGCACGAAGUGAGGCGUCUGCAGAAAGAGCUGCACACUUACAUGAAGAAAAUUGAAGACCUUGCCAGGAAAGACCACCAAAUAGAUUUCUUGGACCCAUCAGAAGAAGUCAGAGGCCGCUUACGCCAGCAGGAACGGACAGCUCGAUCAGCCAGGAUGCUCUAUGUUUUGCAGCAACAGGUAAAAGAAAUCCAAGAGGAUUUAGAAAAGCUAAGCCCCCAGAAAAUCAGGCACACAAGGAAGUCUCGUGCCAUGUCCAGACUGGCAGCUGUUCACCGUGGAGCCAUUCGUGCCCUGCAGAUGUUCAUCACUCAGCUCAGUGAACGGGGCGAGCAACAGAUUCCUUCUCUCUACAAGGAGCUUGGACACAUCAUCCGUCAGUUAUCCCUUUGCACUGCAAAGCUUGACGCUGGAGGUGAUCCUGCUGCCUCCAAUCUGAUCAUCUCAAUUCUCCAGCAAGUCGAGGACUUGGAUGUAUUUCUUGAAGCUAAAAUGUCUUCAGAUGCAAGGAGGCCAUUGCCCGAUACAGCUGCGGCUAGACCUCCACCUGUUAUUAAGGUUUCCAGAAGUACUGCGUCACCUGUUAGAGACGUUCAUUAUCCCCCACCUGUUCAUAAAGCGAUAGAGCCGCACGAAGAGGGUCACGUGAAUAGACGCCUUGCGCUUGAUGACCCUCCUGAAUCAAUGAGUGUUGCAGCCCAAACAGACCAACAACCAUCCUCUCCAGAAAGGCGAUUGGCACUGAAGUCAGGUCUGAAAGCGCUGAUUCAAGCUGGACACCUGAAGGGGCUACACAGAAGUGGGGUGGGACAGAAGAAGAGCAAAGGAGUGCUGAUUCCUCAGAGACCUAAGGGCUUCCGACAGCCACGUAAGACAGACCCAUCCCAACGGUCGCAUUUUCAGGAGAAAACUGUGUCAUUCAAGCUGAAGGAGAAUCAUCCAGUUGUCAAAGAGAAGAAAAUUCCCUGGGUACCUCCGAGCCCAAAAUCUCCUUCAUCUUCCCCAAAAAGGUCAAGCUGGAACCCAGAAGUAAAAAGUUUCAGUGCUUCUCCAUGUAAAAAUAGGGAUCUGGUUGAUUCUUCAAUUAGAAGAGAAGCUGAGAAAGAUGACAAAGAGAACAUAAACUCCCGGUUGACUUGGCUGGACACUGAGACUGCAAGACGACUGCAACAACUCGACAAUCUCUACAGGGAAGAAAUAGCCCAUUUACGGCAUCUUAGGGAGGAGGCUCCUGCUGCAAAAAGAAUUCCUAAUGGAAGUAGUAAUGAAGCAAGGAGACAGUUGGCAGAGGACGUGUUAUCAGGAACGGAAAGGGAGAGUCUGCAGGAACUGGAUCUUAAGGAGUUUUCACACCGUUAUCAGCAACCUGAUAGUGAAUUAGAGGCUAUGAUCCAGAAAAUGGAAGAAAUGGAGAAAUACCAAGAAGUAGUUCGGCAGCGGUUUACUCGGAUAGUUUAUUCAGACCCAGAAUUCUGGGCACAAGAAGAUAAAGAGAGAUCUCAGGCAGCCAUAGGCGAGGGUCCUCAUUCUCCCCACCCUAUUAGGAUCACAAAAGCCAAAGGACAGCGGGAGCCGGUGGUAGACAUUCUUCUACAGGAGCCUUUUGAAGGAGAUUCCCUACAGAUACACAAAGAAGAGUUGGCUCGCCGGUCUCCUCGCCACUUUAUCCAGCACCCUCUCGAGCACACUACAGGGCUCUUGCGUCUGUCUGUUCCCUCACAAAUGCUACAGAGUAUUCGCAAUUACACUGACAAUUUUGACCGACACCUUCGGCUGACCUCCCACGAGGAAGUGGGAGAUUUCAACCCAUGGCACAUCACAGAGAGCCUGGCAGAGGAGCUUAUAAAUGAUGCCGUAGGGGAGGUAGCGGCAGAACUACAAGACCUUUGUGAAGGCUACGCAGAAGCUGUCUUUACUUCAGAGUUCAUGGAGCCUUCAGAAAACAACUAGUCCAUAAAUUAAAUGUAAUGAAUUGGUGCAAUUGCAAAUUUUUUUAAAUAUAUUUAUUUUAAGCAAAAUGAUCUACAACUUUGCAGAAUGUGGAGUAUUUUUAAUCAUUUUCUGCUUGUAUGAGCAGUCUUUCCUUUAUCUUUUUUAGCAAGAACUAAAGGAACCAAGUGAAGGCUACUUUAUGUUAUGCACCUAAAUAUUGUGCCAAACACUUUCAUGUUUCUGAUGAAAACCAUCUCCUGUAUGUUUGUUUGUUUGUUUGUUUUUUAAAUAGGAACCCUAAAAGUUGAGCAGCUUUUGCUCUAGGACUUUGUACACUACAGCUUGGACACCCUGUCACCCAUUUAAUAAAAUAUACUUUAAAAAAAACACACACAAAAUAUAAACAGUUCAUCAAAACAAUGAAUUUAUUUCGCAAAGGUGUUUAAAAUAAUCCUCACACAUACGGUAUAUGGUAUCACCAUAAAGACCCGUAUUAUAAAGUUACACUAUAUUUAUUCCGCUCAGUCAAUGAUGCAAAAAAUAGAAAUCCAUAAUUUUUAUGUAGCCACAAAUAGUUCUAUGAAAAAAGCCCACAUCUUACUAAAUUGAUGUAAAAAUAAAUUUGGCCACUGUAUCGGUGUGACUGCUUUGCAGCAUUGCCUGCAAAAAAAACACACUCUAACAAGUUUUUUUUGUGUGUGUGUGUGUUUCCUUUUACUAUUGGCCAGACAUCGGGACAUGUGUUUGUGAACGUGGAGAAAAUAUGAGGUCUGAAUUCCUGGCACAUACACUGAAGGGUUCAUACACCACUGUAAACCCAACGGAUGCCAACGUACAAACAGUCCCUAGAUUCCUCAGUGGUUGAUAACUGAAAAGAUGAUGACACAAUUGCAAGCUUUGGAGACCACUUAGGCCUCAGACAGUAUCUGAAGCUUCACAUAUUUAUCUUCGAUUUACUGUCUAACACGAUAAAAAUAUAUAUCUGCAAACAGUCCCUUAUCCUCAGCUGUUUGAGAAGGCAGCGGCGCUGGCAGUAGCGCCACGGACU
This is a messenger RNA of Bufo bufo (common toad), 3717 nucleotides long. RefSeq names its product KIAA0753 ortholog. Bases 216 to 2687 code for a protein of 823 amino acids. Gene Ontology annotation, cellular component: centriolar satellite. The transcript has 16 exons. The record is from RefSeq and is a predicted model, not a curated record. Lineage: Eukaryota; Metazoa; Chordata; Amphibia; Anura; Bufonidae. Gene Ontology annotation, biological process: centriole replication; protein localization to centrosome.